Molecule: messenger RNA, 676 nt
Organism: Vigna unguiculata (cowpea)
Lineage: Eukaryota; Viridiplantae; Streptophyta; Magnoliopsida; Fabales; Fabaceae
Gene: ASL5
Product: Lateral organ boundaries (LOB) domain family protein
Source: RefSeq, a predicted model, not a curated record
CAUUCUCUUAAAUCCUUUUCUUCUUUGUGUUUUUGCCUCAGUUUUCUUCCUCUCUCAUUGCACACAACAAAAGCAUAAUCUUGAUCCUCUUCGUUUUGCUUUAUCAGUGUAUAUACAUAAAAAUGGGGGGUACUUCACCUUGUGCUUCUUGCAAGUUGCUGAGACGUCGUUGCUCCAAGGAAUGCAUCUUUGCUCCUUAUUUUCCUUCUGAUGACCCUCGCAAGUUUGCCAUUGUUCAUAAGGUUUUUGGUGCUAGCAAUGUCAGCAAAAUGUUGCAGGAACUUCCUGUUCAUCAAAGAGCAGAUGCUGUGAGCAGUUUAGUUUAUGAGGCAAAUGCAAGAGUGAGAGAUCCAGUUUAUGGAUGUGUUGGAGCCAUAUCAUACCUACAGAACCAAGUUUCACAGCUUCAAAUGCAGCUUGCAGUGGCUCAAGCAGAGAUUCUAUGCGUUCAGAUGCAGCAACAAGAACCUACCAUAACCACACAAGUAGAUCAAGAUCACAAAUCACUGCUCCUAUCUGUAAACAAUAACUUUGAACCUCUUCCUCACUAUCUUAACUUUCCCUCUUCUUCUUCCUCCUCUUCAAAUGUGUUCCAAGACCCUCAUGAGCCUCUCAAGAGAGAGUCUUUUUGGACUUGAAUUUUUUUACCAAUAAUGGAUUUUGAACUGUUACAAAA